AUGGCGCACGUCCAGGACCGCGGGACGAAGACCAUGCAGCGGUUGCAGCGGUUCGUCCGCAGCCGAGUGCGCAAGCUGACGGCGGACCUUGAGGAGACGAAGGAGUGGGCGUCUGCCCGCGAGAACGCGGCCUUCGAGGCGGUGGACGAUUGGACGCUCGUGUGCCGCUGCGCUGAGGAGACAUGCCCCCAUGGCCCGGCGUGCUCGUACAGGUCAGCCGUGGAGACCAUCUCCUCCCGCAGCGCCGCUUCUUUCGACGUUCGGGAGCUCGCGGCGUCUCUGCGGGACAUUCUGAUGGUCGGCCCGAAGAAGACGACGAGGGUGCCCUUCCUGGUGGGGCCGUCGAAUUCCGGGAAGAGCACGGUGGUUUACCCUUUCGACGACUUGUUCACUCCGAAACGGCGGUUCAUCUUCUGGGACGACUUCCGGCCGGUUGAGUUCGCCCACGAGAUGACCGUCCCCGUCUCUUUGUUCUUGUCUCUGUUCGUCGGCCAGCACACCGAGAUCCAGGUUUCCCAGUCCUUCAACGACGGGAACAAGGACGUCUGCUGGAACCACGCCGCCGUUUUCACGGGCAAGCUGGAGGGCCUCUGGGGGACGACGAAUAAGGUGGGUGCGGAGGACAUCCGGCACAUGCAGAACCGCGCGAGGCAGUUCCCAUUCACCUCCGUCUUGUCGGACGGCUCUUUGCAGGACGUACUCUCGUGUGCUCCGCGCAUGACCGCGUGGAUCGUCCGGGAGGCGGCAAAGUUCGACGCCGUCGGCGUUUUCCGCCCGGCGCCCGCUGCGCUGGUCGGGGCAGACGCGGGCGUGCCGCCUGUGAGCGGCUUCGACGACCUCGUGUCCGACGCGCGCAUACCCCGCGCGCAGGCAGACGCCUUGCUGGCGGAUGUCCGCGCGAUGGGCGCGGCUGCCGUGGACGAGGUGCUCCCCGCGGACUGGGUCCGUCUGAAUUCGCGGGCCUUGCUGCAGGUGCUCUCAGGCUUUGAAGUGGUGCUCACAGCCGUCCUGGUGCUCAUGGCCAUUGGCGUGGACGCCGAGGCCGUCGAAACCAAAGCCAUCCGGGACGCCUUGAAGGCCGUCUUAGUAGGCAAGGACUUGAAACACAUUUCGUUGCGUGAGUGUCGCCGCCAGGUCGCUUUGAAACUCGGUUUGCAAGAGCAUGCUUUGGACCAACGCAAGCACGAGUUCAAGAGCCUGACAACCAAGGUCGUUUCGGAAACGCAGCCCGACCAGGACGCCGCGUCGCCUCUGGAGACCGUGUUGGCUGAGGCCGAGAAACUGGACUCGUUGCAGUGGGUAUACUUGGUGACCAUAUCGCGCGUCCUGGACGCGACCCUUCCCGACGGCCGCCAGUGCCGCGAUCUUGGCACGAUGAGCCGGGAGGACAUCGGAAAAGCAGUGGCCGACGCAUUCAACAAUCCGAUUCCGACUGGGUCCGCGGGCGGCCGCACUAGGCAGGAACCGGACGGCCAAGCGCUCGUGUCCAUGGCGGUGGUGUUCCAGGAGAAGCACAAAGACGGCGCGAUCCAUUUCCACGUUGCUGCGAAGCUGACUAGGUCGGGCCGUUUCCAGCAGGCCAAGCGCACUCUGCGCGAGCGCCAUUUGUUGCCGAGCCAUUUCUCUGGUUCCCACCAGCGAAUGUGGAGCGCCGUGAGGUACGGGUAUAUGGAGACCCCAGCCAAACCAGAUGUCGACGACGCCCCGUGGGUGUGGCAGCCAGACUGGGCCGGGUUCGCGCGCGAGAACGACGCCAUCGACCUCUUCGAGAUGUCGCAGGAGCCAUACAUGGCAGGCGUGUGGGUGAAGCGCCGGGAGGCCACGGACAAGGCGGCCGGGGCGAUGGGCACGAAGACGACGUUCGACCUCGUAGACUUGACUUCGACCAUCAUCGCCAAGCACUUGUGGACGAAGGGCAGCCUGAUGGCGUACGUCCAGGACCGCGGGACGAAGGCCAUGCAGCGGUUCGUCCGCAGCCGAGUGCGCAAGCUGACGGCGGACCUUGAGGAGACGAAGGAGUGGGCGUCUGCCCGCGAGAACGCGGCCUUCGAGGCGGUGGGCGAUUGGACGCUCGUGCGCCGCUGCGCUGAGGAGACAUGUCCCCAUGGCCCGGCGUGCUCGUACAGGUCAGCCGUGGAGACCAUCUUCUCCCGCAGCGCCGCUUCUUUCGACGUUCGGGAGCUCGCGGCGUCUCUGCGGGACAUUCUGAUGGUCGGCCCGAAGAAGACCGGCACGAAGCGGUUCAUCUUCUGGGGCGACUUCCGGCCGGUUGAGUUCGCCCACGAGAAGACCGUCCCCGUCUCUUUGUUCCUGUCUCUGUUCGUCGGCCAGCACACCGAGAUCCAGGUUUCCCAGUCCUUCAACGACGGGAACAAGGGCGUCUGCUGGAACCAUGGCGCCGUUUUCACGGGCAAGCUGGAGGGCCUCUGGGAGACGACGAACAAGGUGGGUGCGGAGGACAUCCGGCACAUGCAGAACCGCGUGAGGCAGUUCCCAUUCACCUCCGUCUUGCCGGACGGCUCUUUGCAGGACGUACUCUCGUGUGCUCCGUGCAUGACCGCGUGGAGCGUCCGGGAGGCGGCAAAGUUCGACGCCGUCGGCGUUUUCCGCCCGGCGCCCGCUGCGCCGGUCGGGGCAGACGCGGGCGUGCCGCCUGUGAGCGGCUUCGACGACCUCAUGUCCGACGCGCGCAUACCCCGCGCGCAGGCAGACGCCUUGCUGGCGGAUGUCCGCGCGAUGGGUGCGGCUGCCGUGGACGAGGUGCUCCCCGCGGACUGGGCCCGUCUGAAUUCGUGGGCCUUGCUGCUCCCGCUCCAGAAGCGCAGACUUCUUGGGCAAAUCGGCUCUCCGGUUUCGCCCUGA
Molecule: messenger RNA, 2862 nt
Organism: Prorocentrum cordatum
Lineage: Eukaryota; Dinophyceae; Prorocentrales; Prorocentraceae
Source: the annotation of a GenBank genome assembly